UUUUUUUUUUUUUGUUUUCUCUUCUGUAAAUUUUACAUCAAAAUCUGAACUUUAGUUUUGUAACCAUUCCUAUAGAGAUCGAGAGAACGUGCUGGUGCUUUGUGUAGGAAUUUACCGGUUAAAUUUUGAAACUUGGAUCGGGUGUUCUCAGAUUUGGUAGUCUCCGACCGCUUCUUACUGGUAGGAAUCGAUCAGAUAUGAACUGGGUUCAACGCAAAAUCUAUCUUUACAAUGUCACCUUUGGCCUCUACAUGCUUGAUUGGUGGGAACGAUACCUCUUCAAUUCUUUGGUGGUAGUCUUGAUGUGGUUCGUUAUAUACAACGGUACACGCUACUUUUCGGAGCUCUACCAGAGGCAUUUGACAUGAAAACAGGUCUUAUUUCUCGCACGGUAAAGCAUGAAAAGCCUGGAACCUCCCCAAAGGCAUGCACGUUUGGUUCCAAUUUCUGAGAUAUAUACCAACAAAAACCUCCUUUUCCAGCGUCACCUCUGAUUUUUUUGUCAAAUUUCCUCCAAAGGCUCCAGGACUAUUCGUAUGUCUCUGUAUCAUUUGUUCUCAUGUUUCCGAAAUCAACAGAGCUUAUUUAUAGACACAUAAGAUCGCAAGUCUUUCUGUUGUAUUUAUUUCCAAAUCACUUUGAUAAAUGACCUCAAAGCAAUACUACAUUAUUAGUUUCUU
Messenger RNA from Camelina sativa (false flax), 680 nucleotides. RefSeq lists its product as uncharacterized. The record is from RefSeq and is a predicted model, not a curated record. NCBI's taxonomy places the organism in Eukaryota, Viridiplantae, Streptophyta, Magnoliopsida, Brassicales, Brassicaceae.